CUACGGCUUGGUAGAGACAGCAGUGGUGCAAGUUCUGGUGGAUUACAUUUCCGAUCUGUUGGGGGGCACAAAUCUUCGCAUAUAUGCGGCAAUUGUGAACCUAAUGGACGGAUUGUGCUCGGUUUUGAUCAUUGUUGUAGCUUACCUGGCAGAUACCUGCAUAGGUCGUUUCAGAAUGGUCUUGCUUUGCACUGCUGCCUAUAUCGUUGUGGGAAAUCCUCCAUUUGAGAGGCUUUGUGUAGCCGUGAUGCUAAUAGGAAUUGGGCAAGCAGGACGGAAACCAUCUUUAAAAGCAUUCCUUGCUGAUCAAUUGAAGAAGAGGGUCCAAUGUCUGAGCCAAGCUGAUCAAGAAGUGGAAGACCUUAUAAGACAUUGGUGGCGGUUUUUUCGCUUUUGGGCUGCUGCUGCUGCAUUUCUGGUCGCCGGAUUUCGUGGUUCUUGGCCGAUUAGGCUCACAGUUUCAGCGAGCGUGAUGGGAGAUACUUUUAUAUUGCUUUUGUUGGGUAUCCACCACUACCAUUAUAUACCACCAACGGGUAGCCCCGCUUUCGCUUUGGCUUAUCGACAUAUUUCGCGAAGUGAAGGGUGUUAUAUUUAA
Molecule: messenger RNA, 598 nt
Organism: Ilex paraguariensis (yerba mate)
Lineage: Eukaryota; Viridiplantae; Streptophyta; Magnoliopsida; Aquifoliales; Aquifoliaceae
Source: the annotation of a GenBank genome assembly